Mobula hypostoma (lesser devil ray) is the source of this 1680-nucleotide messenger RNA. RefSeq names its product solute carrier family 35 member F4 (gene slc35f4). NCBI's taxonomy places the organism in Eukaryota, Metazoa, Chordata, Chondrichthyes, Myliobatiformes, Myliobatidae. The record is from RefSeq and is a predicted model, not a curated record. The coding region runs from base 218 to 1462 and encodes 414 amino acids. The transcript has 7 exons. Gene Ontology annotation, cellular component: membrane.
UGUUCAGAUUCGGGCUUGAGGGAUCGUCUCAGUUCACGUGUUAUAAAAAGGUUCCCAGGGAAACAGCACAUCAGCAUCCAAAGCAUGCUGCUUCGCCUCCAAACAAUCAUUCAAACAGCAGACUGGGCUUCAUCACUGGGUUUCCAGCACAGUGUCUGAAAUGUGUGCAGCUAUAAGGAACUGUAACUCCAAAUAACUCCAGGAAUCACUGCAGAAGAUGAAGAAGCAUUCGGCUAGAGUGGCACCAAUAGUUGCUUACAGUGCCUCAGUUUUAACAGCUUCAACAAUAGAAGGAGAAGAAGCUUCAGAGAAUCGGAAUGAAAAUCUUAAUCACGAUAAUAAUGCUAAGACACGUUGUCAAUCAUGCUCCUCAGCGUUCUUCAAGAUUUUCUGGGGCUUUCUGGUCAUUCUCUCUGUGUCAUCCUCCUGGGUUGGUACCACACAGAUUGUCAAAGUCACAUACAAGAGCUUCCAUUGUCCUUUAUUUAUGACUUGGUUCUCUACAAAUUGGAACAUAAUGUUUUUUCCUAUAUACUACUCGGGACACCUUGCAACAGCACAAGAAAGACGGACAAUAAUUAAAAAAAUUAGAGAAUGCAGUAGGAUAUUUGGUGAAGAGGGACUAACUCUGAGACUCUUCCUGAAAAGAACAGCCCCAUUUUCUAUUCUCUGGACAUUAACUAAUUACCUAUAUUUACUGGCUUUGAAGAAAUUAACAGCCACAGAUGUUUCUGCUCUCUUUUGUUGCAACAAAGCAUUUGUCUUUCUGUUGUCUUGGAUUGUGCUCAAAGACAAGUUCAUGGGAGUUAGAAUAGUUGCUGUAAUCAUGGCAAUUACUGGAAUUGUAAUGAUGGCAUAUGCAGAUGGUUUCCACGGUGAUUCAAUCAUGGGAGUCGCACUGGCUGUUGGAUCUGCAUCCACGUCAGCAUUAUACAAGGUCCUAUUUAAGAUGUUUCUGGGAAGUGCAAAUUUUGGAGAAGCAGCCUAUUUCAUUUCUACUCUGGGCUUCUUCAAUUUAAUUUUUAUAUCAUCAGCACCGGUCAUAUUGUAUUUUACAAAAGUGGAGUAUUGGUCCUCAUUUUCUGCUUUGCCAUGGGGUUACCUCUGUGGAAUUGCUGGACUUUGGUUAGCCUUCAAUAUCCUUGUGAAUGUCGGCGUUGUCUUAACAUAUCCUAUACUCAUAUCCAUUGGGACUGUACUCAGCGUCCCUGGAAAUGCAGUUGUUGACCUCCUGAAACAUGAGGUAAUAUUCAGCAUGGUGCGAUUAGCUGCAACAACCAUUAUAUGUAUUGGCUUUCUAUUGAUGCUACUUCCCGAGGAAUGGGAUGAGAUAACUUUAAAGUUUAUUAACAGAUUAAAAGAAAAGAAAAAUGAGGAACAAACUGAAGAUGUCACAGAGUCCAGUGUCCACACCCGGACCAGAAGCAGAGCGAAUGGUACAGUGUCAAUACCUUUGGCUUAAAAGCAGUCAUGUUUUUAAAUGCACGGGAAUGUAUAUUCUGUGAAUAUGAUUUAGUUUUGUGUAACACAGUAUGCUAUUAUGACAUUACUUUUUGAAGCAGAUCUGCUGUAUACAAUAUAAAUAUAAUACAGUUUCACUAUAAAGAAUAUAUUAUUGCAAUUUAAUCUUUAUAAAGUUAAAUGGAAAUGGAUGUUAAUGUCUAAUAAAUUUUUGUAUUG